GUCACUGCACAGGCGGCGCUAAACGUGAGCACAGAGCUCAGCUCGCCGGAGUUACUUUUGGCCACGAGAAAGACGACGAGUGCGGCUGACCAGAUCUAGGCUCGUGUUUGGACUGCCCUCCACUCAUCCAACCAGCAGCCUGGCAUCAGGUGGCACCCGAACUUCGCGCAGAAGAAUGAGAGACGAGAAUAGAGACUAGAGCUCAGCUCCCGAGCAGCAACGUGGCAGCAGGAGUCACCCCAAACAGCCUGGAGUGCCCGUUUCCCUGCAUUAUGACAGUGAGAGCUGAUUGUUAACAACUCAUUGCAGACAGGAUCUGGUGGACGCUGCAGUGUGGGUGAUGGCUGUUUCAUCAUGGUGCCCAAGUUCUGCCUUCCUCUACUUAUUGCUUUGGAUCUCUAUGGAGACUGAUUUACUACAGGGUCUGCGGAUCAUAUCUUGUAUUUUCUUUCCUUUGACCAACUUCAGUUGCACCUGGGAUGCAGAAGAAGGAGUGCACUUGGACAGCAACUUCACACUUAAUGUUACACAGGUUUUAGGGAGCUGUGGCGAGAAGUAUAUGGAAGCCCUCACCUGUCGGACCUCAUCUCCUCACAUGUCCUGCUCAGUAUUAGUGUACAGUCUGCAUUCCUAUUACAGGAUAUCAGUGAGCGCCGAGAGCAAGAUGGGCCACACUGAGUCUCCAUUCAUCUGUCUUCUGGGAAUCGAAGCAGUGAAGUUAUCUCCCCCCAGAAUAAAGAACAUCUCCUCUGCCUCUGGACAAAGCAACUGCCUACUUGUGGACUGGGAUCCACUGACCUACUCUCAAAUAUCAAAUUUGGCUCAUGCCACCUACGAGAUGGAAUAUCAGGCUGUAGACCAGGAGAACAGCCGGGUGCAGAAAACGGUGGUCCCUUUUGCCGUGGGGUAUACAACUCUGAAACCUGUAAAGCAGUGCAACUUCUCCGCUAACACAAAGUAUGCAAUCCGGCUGCGAAGCCGCUACAGGAGCAACAUGAGCCACUGGAGUGACUGGAGUGAAGAGAGGAUGGCUGAGACCCCUGAGUCAGCACCUUCUUUAGCCCCUCAGCUAUGGAGACAUAUAACUCAUCAUGAUCCAUCUGGAAACAGGAGAGUCCUUCUUCUGUGGAAGCCUCUGCAGAGACAGCACGAGAAUGGCAGGAUCUUGGGUUUUCGCCUUUCCUACUUACGUGAAGGAGGGACAGAGAGAGCCUUCUUUCCAGGUUGCAGCUCCAGUGACUCUCUGUCUACCUCAUGUACCGUUGAUUUGCCUGCUGAGGCCUACACAAUCUUUCUUAAAGCAUACAACCAUAAGGGGGAGUCUCCAGAGGCCACUAUCACUAUUCCUGCCUUCAACCAAACAGAUCUCCCUGCACCCCUGGCUGUUACGGUGUCCUCUGCAAGUGAUCACAGCCUUCUCAUCUGGUGGGCACCUUCGAAAGACCCCUCUGUGACUGGCUAUGUACUUGAAUGGUGUGUUGUGUCACAGAACAUUACUUGCCGCGCCAGCUGGCAGCGACUAAGUUGGCAGACAACAGAAACAGUCAUUACAGAAAAUAUCGAGCCGGAGCGUAUGUACAAUGUCUCUGUGUAUAUCCUCUACAAUGCUGUGGCUGGACAACCCUUUUCUCAGCAAGGAUACUCCAGACAAGGAGCACCAUCUUGUGGUCCAACAUUAACACCACUAGCUGCUAAGACAUCGGGUGUUUACUUGACAUGGAAGCCUCUCCCACUGGACGAGCGUCGAGGUUUUAUCCGCAACUACAAAAUUGUCUACAGCAGCAAGGACAGCAAUCUCUCAUCAAUUAUGGUGAACAGCUCUGUUCAUAGCCUUCUGCUUAAAGGACUGUUUCCGAAUAAGGUGUACACUUUCUUUGCUGAGGCGAUUACAGAUGGAGGGAGCACUUCAGGGCCAAGUCUUUUGGUUAAGAUUGAUGUUAAUGAUGAACAAUGGACAGUGCUAUUUCCCAUUCUGCUGACUGUGACUCUACUGCUGCUCAUGAUUGGAAUAUUGACCUGUGUGCAGAAGAUGGAGAUCCUACAGAAGCUCCUCUGGCCACCAGUGCCAGAUCCAGGCCACAGCAGCUUGGCCCAUUGGAUGCCCAAGAUCUUUUUGGAUUUAGGUGGGCCUCAAGAGCAGUAUAGCCUUAAAGCGGAGACAGAUGUUUCUGUGAACCACAAGGACAUCAGUGGCACCAUUCAACUGCUGGCAGGUGACAAAUUUAAUGUGGACCUUCUGGGAGGUCAUUUCAAAGCUGGCCUCAGUGGUGAAGGCUCCAGAAUGCAAAGUGAUGUCUACCCAACUGCUAUCAACUGCAUCUCUGAGCAAGGCUUGUGUCCCACCUCCAUCAUCUUUGGAGACCACUGUGACGAGGGCAAAAGGCCAGCUAUCACAGAACAAGUCGAGUACUCUGCCAUUAUAGCUAAUGGCUACAUGGGAUUAGCAGGCAGCCCAAAUCCAGCAGUCCACGUCCCGCUGCUUCCCAGCUUGGGAACAGAAAAUGCCGGAGUCCUGGGAUAGCACCACGCUACCUACAGCACUGUCCUUCACAAUUAAGUAU
Messenger RNA from Polypterus senegalus (gray bichir), 2561 nucleotides. RefSeq names its product interleukin-6 receptor subunit beta-like. Gene Ontology annotation, biological process: cytokine-mediated signaling pathway. Bases 341 to 2521 code for a protein of 726 amino acids. NCBI's taxonomy places the organism in Eukaryota, Metazoa, Chordata, Cladistia, Polypteriformes, Polypteridae. The transcript has 15 exons. Gene Ontology annotation, molecular function: cytokine receptor activity; cytokine binding. The record is from RefSeq and is a predicted model, not a curated record. Gene Ontology annotation, cellular component: membrane; external side of plasma membrane; signaling receptor complex.